GCCUUCUUCUCUUGAGUUGCAUUCAAACUUGGAUUCAUGACAUUUGCUCUGCUGUGAAUUCCACACACUUAUGGAAUCGCCAACUUCAACCUGGGAUUUAAUACUGCCCUAUCUUAAACCUAGAAUAAAUCCCUAUAUCUUUUAAGAAAUUAAGCCCGGAGCAAUGAACACAAUUGUGUCACCUUCAAACUCAUCUUUUUCUGAAACAGGCUCCAGCACUUACCCAGGAGUUUAUUUGCAUAAUCGUGUUUUAGCUUCAUGUUCUGUAAUGUUCAUCUUAUUUCACCUCCAUACAGACCUGGCUGUUUUUAAAUAUCUACCUUUCUACAUUGUACCUUCCACCUUUAUAUUUGAAAAAUAUUUAUCUUCACAUGUCAGCCUUUGAAAUAAGAUGCCUGUCGAUCUCCCAACGUUGCAUAAACAGAUAACUUCAUUGAGAAGAGCACUACAAGGAGAGUCAAAGUCCCAUCCCGUACCGGAGGCAGAACUCUUGAAGUGAAUGUGAACUGCCCUCCUUGCAAAUCCAAUACUGACCUGUUAACAUCAUGCUAUCACUUACCUCCUUAUCAGUCAGUCUGCAACCGCACGUUUUUUCGAGUAAUUAUCAGCUGAUGCACUUGCAAACCCAAGUGUCUGCAGAUGUGAUUUCAUUAUUCUUUUGAGAUAUUGACUCAAGUCUAAGUUGUGAAUAUUAUUUAUUAUCCAACCUUUUACGUUGGAAGUGGAAAUAUUUCUCUCUUUACUUGAAGGAUGUGAUGACAAUGUUUGUCCACCCAAGAAAUAUGAGGAAUAUAAUCCUAUUUUUGCUUACUUUUCUGGCCUUUAUUGCCUCAGGAUUUGGAGGGAGAUUCAUUCACACGUGUGAUGGAUCUUAUAAUCUAGCAUGUGAAUACAGAUACCAUUACGAUGGCCAGGUUCUCACAGGGCUAGACGGAACAGAGACUAAUGACUACUCCGGUCUUAAGAUUUCUGCUGACAUCAAGCUCACACCACGUCCUGGAGAGCACGUAGUUAUGCAGAUGAACAGUAUAUCAAUAACGAGAUUACAGGAUGAAGUCAACAAUCCUCUACAGCUUCAAGAUCCUGCUUUGUUCCUACCUGUAGAGGGCGCCGAGGCCCAACGUCUCAAGGAAGAGUUACGCCAGCAAACAGACUUCUCAUAUGACAUGGGCCAGGUUGAUGUCAUUUUCCAUCAAAAAGACGAGUCGCUGACUUCGGUGAACAUCAAACGGUCCAUCAUAUCUCUCCUUGUCCUUGAUCUGAAGGGCGAGUCGGAUCCAGAUUCUACGUUAACCGAACAAGGCCAGAAGACACUCUACACUGUUAUGGAGGCCGGGGUUGCAGGGGAAUGUGAGACUGUAUACAAUGUGAAGCCUUAUGAUGUGGAGGCCAAGCUCUUGACCAAUGAUAUAUUACAAAGUGGUCAGUACAGACUCAACGUCACCAAAACCCUUAACUUCAACAAGUGCCGUGAAAGACCAGUGCAGCAGGGUGCGUUCCUUCUGAGUGGGUUUUCAUCAGAUCCAAGACUGAAUGCAACGCAGAACCUGGUAGAUUCCACCAGGGAGGUGUCAUAUUCUGUAACGGGUGAUCGCAAGGGAUUCUUGAUCGACUCUGUUACCAGCCAUGAGACUCACUCGGUUAGACCUUUUGGUGUUGAUGGACCAAGCUUCUCUACUUAUAUAAGGCAAGAUCUGCAGCACACUCGAUCCAAGGUAGUUAAGAAUGCGGACAAUAGGGUUCCACCUUUGACGGCUUCUGAGCGGCUUUUUCCUAGACUUGUCUUUAAGUUUCCAUCAAGUGAUACGACUGAAUUCACUAACCAAGAGCUCGUGCAAGUCUCCAAUGUGAUCGCCACCCUUGUCCAGGGCAUUGUUGAUGGCCUCGGAACAGAAUUUAUUUCCAAUGACAUUCCUGGAAAGUUUGCUGACUUGGUAGAAAUCUUACGCAAGACGCCUUCUUCCAAACUCUCAGAGUUAAUUAGCUUCGAUACCCAGAUGAGGGAAGAACAUGAUAGGCAGAGGAAAGUGAUUGAGGAUGUCCUACCACUUCUUGGCACGGAGCAGUCCGUAGCGAUCAUCAAGCAGAAGCUAGCCAAUGGUGAGCUUAGUGGUGAGAGAGCAUCUCAGAUUGUCAGCAUGUUAGGAUUCCAUACAACCUUUGAAAAGUCCUUCUUGGAUAGUGUAAAGGAUCUGUGUGAGAGCACCAGUAAGCAUGAAUGUUGGCUGGCCUAUGGUUCACUUCUCAACAAGGCCUGUGGAGAAGGGAAUAGCCAAACGUGGUCAUGUGAUGGUAGUGUGCUCACAAGCUAUGCAAAGCCUCUUUACAAUGGGACAAGUGCCAUGUUUCCUAUAUCUAAACGACGCACUUUCCUCAAGGCUCUAGGCAACGCUGGACUCAAUGGUCAAGCUCAGUAUCUCAAGGAUUUAAUCAACGAUCCAAAUGCUCGAUGUGAGCUGAGAUGCCAGGCUCUCUACUCUCUCAGGAAACUCACAGGGACCACCUCAAGGAAAUAUGUCAUCCAACUGUCCCUAUCCGUCUUCACCAACAAGGAGAACAGUGCUGAGGUGCGGAUCGCUGCCUUCGUUUUGCUUAUGGAUGCUAGACCCGAUGCCACCGUCAUGAUGAUUGUAAUGAACAGUCUGGAAUCCGAGACUAGCGCUCAGGUCUCGAGUUUUGUGUUGUCUCAUUUUGAAGCCUUGAGCGACCCCAGCAUGCAAGUCCCAAGUAAUGUUUCAAACCUUGCUAGGACCCUCUUGAAUGAAGCUCCUUCAACCGACUAUGGCAUUCAAUACUCUAAGAGUUACAAGAUGGGCUUUGAGUCAGUGGAAGAUGAACUUGGAGUUUUUGCCAACUUGAAGUACAUCAUGGAUGAAGAAUCACCAUUUACCUCUGGCAUGGCAGCCAAACUGAAUGCUCAUCUGAUGGGAUUUAGUCUUAAUCCUCUGGAGAUUGGAUUCAAGACGGAAGGGUUAAGAAUACUAAAAAAGAUCUUCAUGGGCGAAAGAAUGAGAGAGAAUAUUGAUCCAUUCCUCGAGGACAUAGAUGAACAGCUCAACAUGGUGUUCCGUGGAGAUUAUGAUCCUUUGGUUAGUCUCUACAUGAAAGCUUUUGGAAGGGAGAUCAGAGGAAUGAAUAUUGACAAGAGUUCUAUUUCAUUCAUGAACCGAGGGAGCUCUUUCAUCAGGCUUCAAGAACUGAUGACCCAACCCCACAUCUCUUAUCAGAAGGCCAUGUCCCUAAGUGAAGGACACCUAUGUGUCCCAACCUCCUUUGGUGUCCCGUUGACCUUGAAACUCUCCAGCUCUGCCGUCGCAGCUCUUGAUGGGUCCGGAACCAUCACUCUGGAUCCUCCACUUGAAGACCUCGUCCCCAACAUCCGUUUGCCAAAUGCAGUCAGUAUUGAAGGAUUUUUUAAUCCCCGUCUUGCCGUUGAGACAGUAGGGGACAUUGGAUUGAGCCUCGGUGAAUCAAUCAAGAUGGGAACUGCACUGAAGGUAUCUAUAAACUCCUCUCUAUACCUUGAUGGAUCCAUCAAGGUUGAUCUCCAGCGUCAAGACUAUUCAGUUAAUCUUACCACUCCGCCAGGGAACCGACAGCUGUUUUCAUUCAAGAGCAAGCCGUUUACCUACUCGGAUGUGACAAACUCGAUAUUUGAAGAGACUGGCCAAUCUCAAUUGAGUAUUCGAGAAAUAUCGAGUGUGGCAAAACCAAAUCCAUCUAAGUUCAAAAUAGAUGCUCUUGGAGUAGGAGUUGGUGUUUCAUUCUUCCAUCCAUCAGACAGGCUCUCUCCAUACUGCCUCCUGAGGGGUCCAAUGCAAUUUAACAUCAGUAUCCUAUCGGGAAAGACCAUGCCCGAAGAGAUUCAGCUUCAUCUGCGCAUCAAAGACAAAUAUGAAAUGGUUUUGAAAGAUCCCCAUGGUGAAAGAUAUCAUCAUCAUCAUGACUCUCCAUACAUGUGGAAUUUAGGAACGGCAGAGAGCAGAUGGAUGUCACUUAACCACAUCAAAAAAGUGAUAAAAGACCAUGGUCUUCAUGACAAUUACCACCACGGUCACCACAGUGGAAGCGAUGAACAUCAUGGACUUCUGGGAGAUUAUCAUCAUGGUCACCACAGUGGAAGCGAUGAACACCAUGGUCUUCUAGGAGAUUAUCAUCAUGGCCACCACAGUGGAAGUGAUGAACAUCAUGGUCUUCUGGGAGAUUAUCAUCAUGGCCACCACAGUGGAAGUGAUGAACAUCAUGGUCUUCUGGGAGAUUAUCAUCAUGGUCACCACAGUGGAAGCGAUGAACAUCAUGGUCUUCUGGGAGAUUAUCAUCAUGGCCACCACAGUGGAAGCGAUGAGCAUCAUCAUCAUCACUCUGAAUACAAUGUUACAAAAGUUGAGGAAACACACAACCACACCUACCACGUACAUGUUGAUGGCAACAUUGAAACAAGAACAUAUGAGCACACCCAUCCUGUUUACAAAGUAGACCCAGUUCCUGUAAGAAAAGCAGGAUUAGAUGAACAUCAUGGUCUUCUAGGAGAUUAUCAUCACCAUCACCACAGUGGAAGUGAUGAACAUCAUGGUCUUCUGGGAGAUUAUCAUCAUGGUCACCACAGUGGAAGUGAUGAACAUCAUGGUCUUCUGGGAGAUUAUCAUCACGGUCACCACAGUGGAAGUGAUGAACAUCAUGGUCUUCUGGGAGAUUAUCAUCAUGGUCACCACAGUGGAAGCGAUGAACAUCAUGGACUUCUAGGAGGUCAUCAUGGUCACCACAGUGGAAGUGACGAACAUCAUCAUCAUCACUCCCAAUACAAUAUAACAAAAGUAGAGGAAACUCACAACCACACCUACCACGUACAUGUUGACGGCAACAUUGAAACAAGAACAUAUGAGCACACCCAUCCUGUUUACAAAGUAGACCCAGUUCCCGUGCAAAAAGAAGGAUUAGAUGAACAUCAUGGUCUUCUAGAUUAUCAUCAUGGUCACCACAGUGGAAGCGAUGAACACCAUGGUCUUCUAGGAGAUUAUCAUCAUGGUCACCACAGUGGAAGUGAUGAACAUCAUGGUCUUCUAGGAGAUUAUCAUCAUGGUCACCACAGUGGAAGUAAUGAACAUCAUGGUCUUCUGGGAGAUUAUCACCAUGGUCACCACAGUGGAAGUGAUGAACAUCAUGGUCUUCUAGGAGAUUUUCAUCAUGGCCACCACAGUGGAAGUGAUGAACAUCAUGGUCUUCUAGGAGGUCAUCAUGGUCACCACAGUGGAAGUGAUGAACAUCAUGGACUUCUAGGAGCUUAUCAUCAUGAUCACCACAGUGGAAGUGAUGAACAUCAUGGACUUCUAGGAGGUCAUCAUGGUCACCAUAGUGGAAGUGAUGAACAUCAUGGACUUCUUGGCGGUUACUAUGGUCACCAUAGUGGAAGUGAUGAACAUCAUGGACUUCUUGGCGGUUACUAUGGUCACCACAGUGGAAGUGAUGAACAUCAUGGUCUUCUAGGAGAUUUUCAUCAUGGCCACCACAGUGGAAGUGAUGAACAUCAUGGUCUUCUAGGAGGUCAUCAUGGCCACCACAGUGGAAGUGAUGAACAUCAUGGUCUUCUAGGAGGUCAUCAUGGUCACCACAGUGGAAGUGACGAACAUCAUGGUCUUCUGGGAGCUUAUCAUCAUGAUCACCACAGUGGAAGUGAUGAACAUCAUGGACUUCUAGGAGGUCAUCAUGGUCACCACAGUGGAAGUGACGAACAUCAUCAUCAUCACUCCCAAUACAAUAUAACAAAAGUUGAGGAAACACACAACCACACUUACCACGUACAUGUUGAUGGCAACAUUGAAACAAGAACAUAUGAACACACCCAUCCUGUGUACAAAGUAGACCCAGUUCCUGUCAAACAAGCCUCUGACAUCAAUCAUCAUCACAGCCACGAACAUCAUCACGCAUAUGAUACCUUUAAAGGGUUAUUCCCAGCUGACCUAGCGUCUGUUACAGAAGCAGUCUUGAAUAAAGUCCCUGAUAGACACUCUUGGCGAGAACAUAUCAGAAGUUACAUAUAUUACUGGUUUGGUAGAUCUGAACAAAGUGGAAGCACAAGACCCCCAACGCCAACUCUAGAAGACAGUGUUACCUCAAAUCCUCCAACCAAGGAUAAUGCAUGGCUGCAGAGGGUAGUGGAUAUCGUGAAUGAUAGAUUUGGAUUGUACCAUUUCCAAAACCAUCAAGAUCAUGACAGCCAUGAGCAUGGGCACCACACCCAUCACCAUACAGAUUCCAAUCAUAGUGUUCACCACCAUAGCCAUUACCACAAUCCUCUCACACUGAAGGAAGCUUUUGACCGGGUCUUUGGGAACAUGGAUGCUAGCAAGUACUCCAAGAUCAUCACCAGGAACUUCUUCUUGAAUAUCACAGCUAAAGGUCAGAACUCCAGCAAUGACCGCACAGUCAUGGUGAAGAUCAAUACUGACCUUCAGGGUCGCAGCCACAAGUCUGUCAACAUGCAAGUCUUUCCAGCUGUCCAGUUUCCUACAGAGGUGCAGGACCCUCAGAGACCACUUCCUUACAGUUCUCAUUACCACCAUCACCACAACGACCAUCAUUUUGAAGACCAGAAGCAGGUAUUCUGCUUGCAGUUUGAUGCUGAUAUUUCAUCUUCAAGGUCCGAGGCAUCCAGCCAAGGCCCAGUGCCACUCCACCAUCAUGACUCUCAUGGCCAUGAUUACCAUGAUGUCUUCCACCAUGGUGUCAGGAGUGGGAGACCUGAACUAGAUUCGAAUGACACCACCCCAGACGCUCUCCAUCACCACCACUACCAUAGCCAUAGUGACGAGCACCAUGAUGUGCAUGUCCUUGGAAACCUUCAGCAGGAUCAUCUGCACCACCACAGCCAUAGUGACGAGCAUCAUCAUGGUCAUAUCCAUCCAGCCAUCAAUACGUCAGAUCCCCAUGCCCUCCAUGACUAUCAUCAUCACGAUCACAGUGAUGAACACCACCUUCCACAUGACCUUCAUGACGUGCCAUACCAUCACAGCCAUAGUGACGAACAUCAUGACUAUCAUCACCUCAAUCCAUCCUCUAAUGUCUCCCAUGGUCAUCCACUACCGAUCCUCCAUGGACAUGGACCUGGGGCGCAGAGUGGACCUCAGGCAUUAUUUUCUUUGAAGAUGGGCUGGGGUAGAAGCUGCUCUAUGGACAAACAGGUUCAGUUGAAGGCCCUUUUUGAAAGAAGUAAGAGCCAACAAAGUGCUUUGCAUGCAGAUUCUCCAUCUCCUAAGUCAGCUGCUGACAUGAAGGAGCUUCGAGCCAUGCAUUUCAGCUUUAGUCAUCAACAUCUCCCUUAUGAUGUGCAGGCUGGAAUAUCUAAUGCCAUUGAGAAUUUGAAGCAUGCCAUAUGGAACAAGGCUGAAACAAAGACUUCUGAUGGUACAGACCUACAUGGACAGAUCUUGCUGUCAGCUGUUCUUGACGACUCCUUGGAGAAGGUCAACUUUACCAUGUCUGAACCUCACGACCUGGUGAGAUUCAACAAUGUCAACCUCCCUUUCAAGGUCACCCCAUAUAAUAUCAGGAAACCCUACUUUGAUGCAGUCAUGAGCACGGCAAUGAAGCAGCCUUUCUCUCCCAUAUGUACCCUUUCAACUGAUGGUCAGAUAAGCACAUUUGACAAUGUUAGCUACCCAUAUGCCUGGUCUGAAUGUGAACAUGUGGUGGCUAAGGAUUGCUCUGUACAACAGAGAUUUACAGUACUGGCCAGGAAGCUAGGUGAUAAGAAGGCAAUCACAAUCUUUGCAGGGGAUAACAAGUUAGAGUUGACUCCAUAUGAGCAGUCUGCCCUCAUGAGUAUCGUUAUCAACGAUGAGAUUGCUACGCUUUCCAAACGUUCCCAACUUAUCUUUUAUGAUGAUGGAACAAAUGUUACAGAGGUUUUGGAGGAAGGAAAGGAUCUACGAGUCAAGGCACCACGCCCUCAACUGAUUGAUGCGACAAGGAGAUACCUUGAGUAUGUAGAAGAGAAGGCCAAGCAAGAAGAGGAAACAGCUCCUGCAGAGGAAGGUAGAACUGUCCAUGAGAUCUUGACUGGUCAUUCUGAGGAUGUCCAUACUCCUGACUCUUCCCAGACCGAGAGUCACCAUCACCAUAGUCAUCAUAGCUAUGAUAGAUUCCGUAGUGACGACCUCUACUGGGGAGGUCUGACCCGCUAUGUGGAACUGGCCCUGAACGAUGAGGAACAGGACUUUGAGAGGUUCUACCAGCCCCUCUUGAAUGGAUCCACGGAUGCCCCUCCUCAACCAAAAGAGACCCUUCGUCUUCUCAGGAUGGAGAACAGGUACCUUGUGAUUGCCAAGAAUGAAGGACUUGCUGUGCUCUUCAAUGGCUCCAAUGUUAGAGUUCAGAUUGCUCGUCGCUACCAGGGACUCCAGUGUGGUGUCUGUGGUGACUUCAACGGAGAUCCUAGACCGGAUAUGGAAUUCAUUGGACCAAGUAAACAAGCCUAUUCUAACGGGCCUCAGCUUGCUAGAUCCUAUCAGAUAGAUACACCGGAGUGUGCAGGAGGAGAUAAAUGCGUUCCUACCCUGACAACCGUGACUAAAGAGGACAUCGUUCUUGGAGACUCUGAAUCCUACACCUGCACCUCGUCAGUCCCGCGCUGUGAUGAGAGCACGUGCGAACCAGUCGGAGUCAUCCCUGUUCCCGUCAAGUUCAGUUGUAGCAGAGAAAAGUGCAAGAGUUCAAAGUGCGUCACUUUCACUGAAAAGAUUGAAGGUUCCCUUGAUAUGCACACUGAGUGCAUUCCAAGGUCAUAGGUCAUUCCAGUGAUUGAAGCGUGUAAAAAACUUCAAUAGUAUUCUAAUUUCAAAUAAUAUUCUAAUAGGGCCUUGCCCACUUGAGUUAUUAUAUUACUUUGUAAGUUUUUAAACCCAUUGAAAAAACCCCCCCAAAAAAAUACUAACAUGGAGGUAAAAUGGGUUAACAUCAGCCACAUACAGUAUUUGAAAAUAAAAUCCCAUUGAAAACAAUAUGAUUAUGUGUGUACAAAUUGGAUUUAGAGGCUUUGUCAACCCCCCCCCCCAAAAAAAAAAUAAUUGAAAGAUGGAGGUAAAAUGGGUCAACAUCAGCCACAUACAGUAUUUGAAAAAAAAAUC
Messenger RNA from Lytechinus variegatus (green sea urchin), 9122 nucleotides. RefSeq lists its product as uncharacterized. The coding region runs from base 756 to 8783 and encodes 2675 amino acids. Gene Ontology annotation, biological process: lipid transport. The record is from RefSeq and is a predicted model, not a curated record. The transcript has 30 exons. Gene Ontology annotation, molecular function: lipid carrier activity. NCBI's taxonomy places the organism in Eukaryota, Metazoa, Echinodermata, Echinoidea, Temnopleuroida, Toxopneustidae.